Messenger RNA from Phacochoerus africanus (Common warthog), 804 nucleotides. It is a transcript of the gene SPMIP2, whose product is annotated as chromosome 10 C4orf45 homolog. The transcript has 7 exons. Lineage: Eukaryota; Metazoa; Chordata; Mammalia; Artiodactyla; Suidae. The record is from RefSeq and is a predicted model, not a curated record. Bases 1 to 804 code for a protein of 267 amino acids.
AUGACCACAGCACCUCUUCUGCCUCCAAGGUCUGGGGUCAACUUCGGGAUGAGAAGCCCAGAUUAUGUAAAGGAUCAUCUGCCUAAAGUUGCUCAGCACACUUCCUACAUAGGAGAAAAGCGUCCAGAGUUAGAAAAAACUGGAGAUCUCAGAUAUUUAUGGAGGCCUGCUUCAAACAGAAGCCUACCAGCAAAAUACAAACCUGAGUAUGUUGGUGAAGUUGGCUGGGGAAUACCAGUGUAUGAUUUUAUCAACAGGACAAGGCUUCAGAAUGGCUUUCACAUCAAGUAUGAAGAGCUAAGUCAAGCUGCCAUUGAGAAACUAAGCCACAGAUACCAGAACCCGUGGCAACCAAAUCCUUCGAUUAUGGAUGCAGAGGGAAGCUUCAGUCGUGGUUCUGUCGCCUGGCAUAUGGGUGAUUAUGAGAACACCGAUCAAAGAAAUUCCAAAUGGGCCAUCCUCCUUAGGCAGAGCAAGUCAGCCUUGCCAAGAGCAUAUAGACCACCCAAGCUGCCAAAGCUACCAGAAAAGGAGGAGGCAGCAGCCGGGAGGACUGGGGCUGCCCGGGGUCCUGAGGUCACAGAGGCGGCAUCCCCAGGUGGCCCCCUUCCAGGGGAGCCUGGGACAGCAGGUGACGAGGCAGAGCCAGUCUCCUCCCACUUUGAGGCCCAGUCUUUCAGGCUGCUGAAAGCCCUGAAGCAUCGGGACCAGCCACGCUAUCUAGACCCCCAGCUGGGCAUCCACGCAGGGUUCUGCUUCCUCUGCAAGAAGCUGGAAGGCUGCCCCCUGCUGACUCCAGGGUGA